UUGAUGCGUGCGGUGGCCAGGCUACAUAAGGCCAACCCGCGCCGUGUCCAGCCCUUCACUGCCUCCCGUCCUGCUGUGCUGGCAGCUCGCCUCCCACGCCUUCACACACUUGUAGCGCUUACGUGUCACCCAGCAUCUGUGGACGGUGUCGCCAUCUACCACUACCACCACCACUACCACCAUCACCACCUUGAGAGACGAUUAACUUCCUUGCCCUUCUCUAUCCAGCUCACCUUUCUCAGACAAGAUGGAGAACAAGCUGGUGCUCCUAGUGGCGGCCAUUUCCCUACUGUUGGCUCUGUCCUGCCAGGCCCUACCUUCUGGAGAGUCCGUUCUUGAGGAUUCCAGUCUGAGUGCAGACAAGAGGCCAAAGUACAUGGACACACGACGGGAUCUGGAUAUUUUCAAAUAUAUGCUGAUGGCUUCUAUUAAAGAGCUGGUGGACGAGGGGCGACUGAACCCGGCGAUGUUGCCCAGAGACGAGGAGGGCGACGAUAACGAGACGACGAGUAUUGAGAAGCGCAUGCAGUACAUGGGCAUCUGCAUGCGGCGCCGGCAGAACACACUCAUCCCCUACCCCUGUCUGCGCUCAGGGCGACGCUGAGUGUUUACUCAGCAGGAACGCACCAGGUGACCUCUUAUUUUCAUCUGUCCGGAUCUUCUUUUCUCCAUUUUCGAGCCUCUACAUCAAGCAGAUAAAACCGAACGGCAAAGAUGAGUGUUCAAUGUAGCGACUGCCAUUCACCUGGGGGUCUACCUGGAGCUUGAAAGAAAGGAAAGUUGCAGUCUGCAGAGAUGUGUACGGAGCUGUCGUCUUGCGAGGGCGGUUGUGAACAGCAGUGUGUAUUGCCUCCAUCGCUCAAACUCAGGAUGAACUUGUCCUUUGCUCGAAAAUGUACUUUCUCUCACCAAGCAAAAAGAAAAAAAAAUAAGUCUUCACAAUCUCCGUUAUUAAUUUGUCGGAAUUUUCCAUCUUUCAUGUGCAUCAUCUCGGGUUGAUGUGAAAUAGAGUCGGAAUAUACACCA
Molecule: messenger RNA, 1026 nt
Organism: Pomacea canaliculata
Lineage: Eukaryota; Metazoa; Mollusca; Gastropoda; Architaenioglossa; Ampullariidae
Exons: 5
Coding region: 248-604 (118 amino acids)
Source: RefSeq, a predicted model, not a curated record